UGGCUGAGCUCACAUUGCUGCUGAUGUGGUGUUCCGGAGUUAGCAAAGCUGUUCGAGCGAUUCAUCCAGAUUGUUUGGUCUAUUACUCGGUUUCUGGGUGAUCACAAUGCCUUUCUAUCAGACCUGGGAGGAGUUCGCUCGUGCAGCAGAAAAACUGUAUCUGACAGAUCCAAUGAAGGUCAGAGUGGUUCUAAAGUACAGACACUGCGACGGCAACCUUUGCAUCAAAGUGACUGACAAUGCUGUGUGUUUACAGUACAAGACAGACCAGGCCCAGGAUGUGAAGAAGAUUGAGAAGCUCCAUGGGAAACUGAUGAGACUCAUGGUGUCCAAAGAGACGCACAGCGGCGCCAUGGAGACGGACUAAACUCCUCCAGAAGAGCUAACCUUCUGUAGCACCUGGACUGCGCUAAAAGUGUGGACGAGGAGUUUGUUUAAAGCACAGAUCCAUCCAAGUGCUAUGAAGAAGUUGAAAGACUGUAGAUGUGGCUGCCUACACUCAUGUAAUACUGUCAGAGAUGUGGUACUGUACAUAUUCUCUCAGGAUUUUGUUUUUAUGAUACUUUCCUAGUCUUUUAAUAUUUCAUCCAGUUUUUUUUUUUUCCUGUGUCAGGCAUGGAAACACAUCCCUGAUGGUGUUACAAGUCAGUGAAGGCUUGUGGGAAAUGUAAAGUGAUGGCAGAGGGGUUUGGAAAGGCAGGGUGAGACAAAAAGUACAAUAGUGGAGAAUCCUCUGCUGCUGUGUUUGCAGCUUUGGCACCUUGAUUUGUUUAGAGGAGAGUGCAUUUAUUUUCAGUUUAAGAGGGACAAAAAGUACAGCUUGUGAAGACGCUGCAUGUCUGUUUUUUUUUUUUUCUCUUUUACAUCUUUACAGCUAUGUUGGAUUCAGUUUCAGCAAAGAGGUGGAUUUUAUUUUUCCCUCAUGGACUUGUGCCACAUUAUGAAGCAGGACCUUCAGAAACCCCCGACAGAGGGGUGGGAAAACAUAUUUUCCAUGGAUAGUGAUCCACACCACCAAAUGCCAUUUCUUCUACUGAGAAUAAGUGCAUUACUUGUUCAAUAAAUGUUUAUAUACCCAAA
Molecule: messenger RNA, 1080 nt
Organism: Sphaeramia orbicularis (orbiculate cardinalfish)
Lineage: Eukaryota; Metazoa; Chordata; Actinopteri; Kurtiformes; Apogonidae
Gene: srp9
Product: signal recognition particle 9
Exons: 3
Coding region: 107-367 (86 amino acids)
Biological process (GO): negative regulation of translational elongation; SRP-dependent cotranslational protein targeting to membrane
Cellular component (GO): signal recognition particle, endoplasmic reticulum targeting
Molecular function (GO): 7S RNA binding
Source: RefSeq, a predicted model, not a curated record